AUGAGUACAAAAAACAGCUUUCAGAAAGAAGAAAUACUAUCUUCACCCUCUUCUAAAAAUUCCAAUAAUGAUGAUUUUUUUUCCUUUGAAGCAAUAAUUACAAAAUUUAAAAAUAAAUCUCAUGAAAGAAGAAAAAAAAAACAUAAUGAAAUUCAAUCAUUGUAUCUAAAGAAUAUAAAUUCGAUCGAAAAACAAUUAAAAUCAAUUAUAGAAAAAAAUAAAGCCAAAAUAGCUAAACAAAAUUCUCAAAAAAUAGACCAGCUAAAACACCUCCUUAAACGCAAAAAAGAAAACGAACAAAUGCUUAUAAAAGAAGUAGAAGCAAUAGAAGUAUUGAUAACAUGUUAUUUUAGAAAACUAAUAAUAUUAGAUAAUUUUCAAUAA
Pneumocystis jirovecii RU7 is the source of this 384-nucleotide messenger RNA. RefSeq lists its product as uncharacterized. Bases 1 to 384 code for a protein of 127 amino acids. The record is from RefSeq and is a predicted model, not a curated record. The transcript has 4 exons. Lineage: Eukaryota; Fungi; Ascomycota; Pneumocystomycetes; Pneumocystales; Pneumocystaceae.